Molecule: messenger RNA, 1382 nt
Organism: Brassica napus (rape)
Lineage: Eukaryota; Viridiplantae; Streptophyta; Magnoliopsida; Brassicales; Brassicaceae
Product: protein PIN-LIKES 3
Exons: 9
Coding region: 92-1261 (389 amino acids)
Biological process (GO): endoplasmic reticulum to cytosol auxin transport
Cellular component (GO): membrane
Source: RefSeq, a predicted model, not a curated record
GAAUAUAAAUAGAGCAGAGAGGCGACAAUGCAAGUGUAAGAGCAGCAUCUCCUGAUAACAACCGCUGGAGAAAAAAAAAUUGGAAGCAGAGAUGAUGAAGCUUUUGAAUUUGUUCAUAACUUCAUCAAAACCAGUAGUGGAGAUUCUCCUGAUAACAAUAGUUGGAUUCUAUUUGGCUCUUGAUGGAGUCAAUCUUCUUGGUCAAGAUGCUCGCAAAUAUUUGAACAAUAUUGUCUUCUAUGUGUUUAGUCCUUCACUUAUUGGAAGCCGUUUAGCUGAUAGUGUUACAUAUGAAAGCUUGGUGAAAAUGUGGUUCAUGCCAGUUAAUGUUCUGCUAACAUUCAUCAUUGGUUCGUUAUUAGGCUGGAUUGUUAUUGUCAUCACUAAGCCUCCUUCCCAUCUUCGUGGACUCAUUGUUGGUUGCUGUGCUGCUGGGAACUUGGGAAACAUGCCACUAAUCAUAGUCCCAGCUAUUUGUAAAGAAAGAGGAGGUCCUUUUGGAGAUCCUGAGAAUUGCCAGAAGUAUGGAAUGGGUUAUGUUGCACUCUCCAUGGCUAUGGGAUCAGUUUAUAUAUGGACUUACGUCUACAAUCUUAUGCGGGUACUAAACUCUCCCAUUGAAACACAACCUUCUAUUGAAUCCAACUAUGAUACCUGCAAAGUCCCACUGAUUCCCUCUAAAGAAGAAGAAGAUAACCAAAAGGCUGGGAGGUGGGACAGAAUCAAGAGAAGAAUAGUUUCACUGUCGGAGAAAGUCAACUUAAGGACGAUAUUUGCUCCAUCAACUAUUGCUGCGAUGAUCGCGCUUGUGAUCGGUCUCAUUACUCCAUUAAGGAAGCUAAUAAUCGGCAACGGAGCUCCUCUUGGAGUGCUUCAAGACUCAGUAACUCUAGUGGGAGAUGGAGCCAUUCCUGCUAUGACCUUGAUCAUUGGAGGAAACUUACUCAAAGGUAUGAGGAGUUCAGGAAUGAAAAAAUCCACCAUCGUCGGUGUCUUGGUUGCACGUUACAUUCUCCUACCUAUAAGUGGUGUGUUAAUCGUAAGAGGAGCAUACAAGUUGGACAUGAUUCCCUCAGAGCCCUUGUACCAGUUCGUUCUGCUUAUUCAGUAUGCUGUCCCUCCAGCUAUGAAUCUAGGUACAAUAACUCAGUUAUUCGGAGCAGGUGAAAGUGAAUGCUCAGUGAUUAUGUUAUGGACUUACGCUUUGGCUUCUGUUUCACUCACUGCUUGGCCUACGUUCUUCAUGUGGCUUGUGGCUUAAAACCACCACACUAGAUCAUGUCUACUGUUUUGAACAUCUUAGAUCAUUAGAUCAUGUAUCAUUAUAGAAUAGAUAAGUUUUCUUAAAAAACGUUGAAAGCUAAUAAAGCCUUUGAUACAAA